GUUUACCCGUUUGAUGAUGAGACUUGCAAACAAUUUAAUGAUAUAGUAAGAUAUUGGGAGUUUGCUGCGCCUUCAACGAAUGAAUUAGAAUUAGUUGCAUGUCGUUUAUACGGGAUUUGUAUUAAUGCUGCUGCUGUUGAGCGCCUUUGGAGUUCUUCUAUCGCAUGGGAACAUUCACGUAAAUCAAACCCUGUUGAGAUAUUUCCGCCCGAUUUUGAAGAUGAAAAUGAAACAAUAAAUAAUGAUCAACCAAAUAUUCAACUAAAUGAAGAAUCAAGUAAUAACGAUAAAGUUCCAGAAACCGAUGAAUUUGUAGAACCUGCAGAACCUGAUGAAUUUGCAGAAUCUGAUGAAUCUGCGGAACAUGAUGAAUCUGCAGAUCUUGCCUUGAAUGAAAACUAUGAUGACAAGACCUCUUUGGAAGAAUUUGGCCAAUUUUUAGACGUAUGGGUCGAAGUAUCGACAAGUGAAAUCGAGGAAAUUACACAUACAUAUAAUGAGAAUAUGAUAAUUACUUCGAAGGUUGAAGAUAUU
Molecule: messenger RNA, 534 nt
Organism: Racocetra persica
Lineage: Eukaryota; Fungi; Glomeromycota; Glomeromycetes; Diversisporales; Gigasporaceae
Source: the annotation of a GenBank genome assembly